Molecule: messenger RNA, 1653 nt
Organism: Aspergillus terreus NIH2624
Lineage: Eukaryota; Fungi; Ascomycota; Eurotiomycetes; Eurotiales; Aspergillaceae
Product: CoA-acylating methylmalonate-semialdehyde dehydrogenase
Exons: 3
Coding region: 1-1653 (550 amino acids)
Biological process (GO): L-valine catabolic process; thymine catabolic process
Cellular component (GO): mitochondrion
Molecular function (GO): malonate-semialdehyde dehydrogenase (acetylating, [NAD(P)+]) activity; methylmalonate-semialdehyde dehydrogenase (acylating, NAD+) activity
Source: RefSeq, a predicted model, not a curated record
AUGGCUUCUCACAGAGCUCUGGCAGCUUCUGCGACCUCGUCGCAGGUGGCAACCCGUCGUCUUCAUGCCACCGCCCAGCAGCUCGCCCCCGCAACUACAUCCGCGGCUACUACCGCGACCGAAUACCCGACGGAUCACCAACCCAUUGCGAAUCCCAUCGAUACCACUAACUUCAUCGACAAUGAAUUUGUUCCCUCCAAGGCGACCACCUGGAUUGACCUGCAUGACCCGGCCACCAACAACCUCGUCACUCGCGUCCCUCAGAGCACGGACGAGGAGCUCCGUGCCGCUGUCGAGUCCGCCCAGAAGGCCUUCCCAGAAUGGCGGGCUACCAGUGUGAUCGCCAGACAGCAGAUCAUGUUUAAGUUUGUCAACCUGAUCCGUGCCAACUGGGACCGCCUGGCUGCCUCCAUCACCCUCGAGCAGGGUAAGACCUUCGCCGAUGCCAAGGGUGAUGUUCUCCGCGGCCUCCAGGUUGCCGAAACCGCCUGUGGCAUCACCACUCAGAUGACCGGUGAGGUUCUCGAGGUCGCCAAAGAUAUGGAGACCCGUAGCUACCGGGAGCCCCUCGGUGUUGUCGCCGCGAUCUGCCCCUUCAACUUCCCCGCAAUGAUCCCACUGUGGUGCAUCCCCAUUGCCACCGUAACCGGUAACUGUCUUGUCAUGAAGCCUUCGGAGCGGGACCCCGGUGCCGCCAUGAUUCUGGCCGAGCUGGCCAAGGAGGCUGGCUUCCCCCCCGGUGUGAUCAACAUCAUCCAUGGCUCCGCCAAGACCGUUGACUUUAUCCUGGACGAGCCCGCCAUCAAGGCCAUCAGCUUCGUCGGCAGCAACCGUGCGGGUGAAUACAUCUACACUCGUGGCUCGGCCAACGGUAAGCGUGUGCAGGCCAACCUGGGUGCCAAGAACCACGCCGCCGUGCUGCCAGACUGCAACAAGAACCACACUCUGAACGCCAUUGUCGGCGCCGCCUUCGGUGCUGCGGGCCAGCGCUGCAUGGCGCUGAGCACGGUGGUCACUGUUGGAGAGACAAAGGAAUGGCUUCCUGAGAUCGCCGAACGCGCCAAGGCCCUGAACGUCAACGGCGGUUUCGAGGAGGGCGCCGAUCUCGGCCCCGUCAUCUCCCCCGAGAGCAAGAAGCGGAUCGAAGACCUGAUUGCCAGCGCCGAAGCGGAAGGUGCCACCAUCCUUCUGGACGGCCGGGGUUACAAGCCCGAGAAGUACCCCAACGGCAACUUUGUCGGCCCCACCAUCAUCACCAACGUCACUCCCGAUAUGAAGUGCUACAAGGAGGAGAUCUUCGGCCCCGUCCUGGUCUGCCUCAGCGUCGACACCCUGGAGGAUGCCAUCGACUUGAUCAACAAGAACGAAUACGGCAACGGUGCGGCCAUCUUCACCCGUUCCGGCCCGACCGCGUCUCGCUUCCAGAAGGACAUUGAAGCCGGCCAGGUCGGCAUCAACGUGCCCAUUCCCGUCCCUCUCCCCAUGUUCUCCUUCACCGGUAACAAGAAGAGUAUCGCUGGUGGUGGUGCCAACACCUUCUACGGAAAGCCUGGCCUGCAGUUCUACACGCAGCAGAAGACGGUGACCAGCCACUGGCGCGGUGAGGAUGCGGUUAGCACCAAGGCUCACGUGGUGAUGCCUACUCACUCGUAG